GGUGAGCACAUCUCCGAACAUUCUUGACUGGCUCCCUCGCAGCGAUGAUUCUGGACGCUAUUUCAAGCGUGGAAGAAGCCACAGAGAUCGGGGAGGGGCCAGGGCCUUUGUAACGCAGGAUGGCCUUGGAUGAAGAAUGGAAUCUGAAGGUGCGGACGCGACGAGAAGUUUGUUACUGGAGCAGUUGAGGACGGCACGCCAGACCGGAACUCAGCGGUCGUCUCCGUCUUCUGCUUAGGUUUUUUACGUCUUCACGAGAUCCGGCUGGAAGUGGAGAAGAAGCUGUGGAUGGACGGAGGGAGUCGUCCAUGUGGCUUGGACUGGUACUACUAGUGCAGCUGUCAAGAUCUUCUAGGGUUUGCUUGGCCAACGACCAGGGCGAUGAUCAAGAGCAACAGGGAUAGAGGAAUGCUUGAAUCUGAUCGCUAAGGGUUAGUCUGGCACCUCAUCGCCUGAGCGUUUUUUCUUGCGGUUUUGCUGGUGCUUCGGGUGCCAGACCCGGGGUUUUGGUUUUGGUUUUGGUUCUGGUCUCUCGUGUUUGGUAUUUUGUCGUAUCGGGGAGCGGGAAGAUGGCAGAUCGUGGUGACAAGCCAGAGGAAACUGUGGAUGGUCGGGGCUGUUUAGUUGGAAUGUGACGUUGUUGCGUCGAUUAGGAGGAGGACGGAGAUUUUUGACAUCGGCUGUGAGGCAGGGGAGCAGGGAGCGGCUUGGCAGUGUGCUACUUGACUUUUUGGUGGCGAAUGUGAUGACAUGCUGCAGAACGAGUGCUUCAAUGUUUUAUUUGUUUCCUUUUUUUGAUGCUGCCGGGGCGGAUAACAGAUGUGUUGUAUCUGGCGUGUUGUGUAGAAGUGGCAAUCUAAGAAACUAGAAAAGAGUGAGUGAGAGAAAGAGAAACGGAACGUUCAGCACCUGUUACGUGGUUAUUCGAGGGACGUUGUGGUUUUGUAAUUGUGGGAAGAAAUACCGGGUCGUAGUCAUUGUGGUGACGUGUAACGAUUAGCGGAGUGACAAGUUUUUGCGUCGAAUGCCUCUUUCAGUCGUAGAGGGAAGGUCUUGUCUUAAGUUGAAAGCAGAGAUAAAGUUAAUUUAUCCUCGUACAUCCUGCUCUGUUCGGGAACUUGUAAUCAAUUUGCGCUGAAUAAGCCUUCCUUUUCGACCCGUGUGAUCAACAAGUUUGGGAGGUUAGAGAAGUACGAAUAUAGGACGUAGUAGAGUAGCUUGUGUACAUAUCAGAUGGCGGACCCCGGCACAGAGAAUGGCUCGGAUGCACUAGCAAGAUUGGCAUCCGUUCGAGGUUUGAACUCUGCAGAGGAUGUGGUAAUGCAAUGGGAUUCGAAUUCUUCCGAUCAUGCCCGACAAUCUAAGAUAUGGGAGGGCCUUCAACACGAGUCUGACGCAUAUUUGGAAGCAGUCGAUGAGAUUCAGACUGCGUUGGAAUCGCUAACUGUUGGUGGGAACAACCAGAAGGAGUUGACGAGGGCACAGAAUUUAUGUCAGCUAGCCAUGACACGAUUGGAGGAGGAGCUCAGGCACCUGUUACUUACGUGCAGUGAGCCAAUUGACCCAGAAUGGUUAGUGGAUAACUGCUCUAGAGCUGGCUCAUUUAACAGUCGACGUUUAGACGAUGCUGAAGGUGGUAAUGACUUCGAUGCAGACGUUAAUGAUGACGUCGAUGCAGGCGUUGAUGGUGAAGUUGAUGCAGCUGAGCGCCCUGAUGAUGAAGAACAGCGUGAGGAUAAACCAUUCUCAAGACCCGUUGGGAACGUCAAUCCUGUUUUGGACUUCAUACCUCCGGCGACAGUGCUCGACUUGACUAACAUCGUGAAGCGGAUGAUCAUUGGUGGGUAUGAGAGAGAAUGUGUGCAGGUGUAUGCCAGCAUCAGGAAGAACGUAUUGGAAGAAACCUUGACAUUAUUGGGAGUUGAGAAAUUGAGCAUCGAUGAGGUCGGGAGGAUGAAGUGGGAAGAUCUGGAAGUCAAAAUCAGCAAGUGGAAUCAACGCAUGAAAGUGUGCGUUAGGGCCCUGUUAGCGAGUGAGAAGCAUUUGUGUGAAAGCGUAUUUGCUAAUGCACCGGUUAGUGUCGCAUGUUCUUGCUUUAACGAAUUGGGUAAGGGGCCGAUGAUGCAAUUACUUAGCUUUGGUGAAGCAGUAGCUAUCAGCCGUCGGUCUCCAGAAAAACUAUUCAAGAUACUCGACAUGUAUGAGACCAUACGGGAUCUUCUCCCAGACAUCAAAGAUACAUUCUGUGGUGAGGCGUGUGCACCCUUGAGGGCCGAUGUAGAGGCAAUACUGGCUCGGCUUGGAGAAUGUGCGAAGAGAACUUUUGGUGAAUUUGAAAUUGCUAUUCAACGGGAUGGUUCGAGAAUUCCUGUGCCUGGAGGCGGUGUGCAUCCCCUAACAAAGUAUGUUAUGAAUUACAUUAAGUUCAUGUGUGAUUAUUCUGACACUAUGAAACUGCUUUUCGACGAGAAGGAGUACGAUCUAGACGACGAGGGAGGAAAUGAAUCAAGCAGAGAAGGAUCUUUCAGGGAUGGUUCACUCAGAGAUUCACCGAGGUACUCAUCCAGAUCAAAUGAUGGAGAGAGAGGUGGCAGUACCGAAUUAUCUACGCUCGGUACCCAAACAAUCUGGGUAACGAAAGUUCUUCUGUCUAAUUUGGAAGAAAAGUCAAAGUUAUAUAGAGACCUGUCUUUGACCUAUUUGUUUCUUAUGAACAACAUUCACUAUAUUGUGCAAAAGGUUAAAACUACGGAGGUGAGGGCCGUUGUAGGGGACGAUUGGGUGAGGAAAAAUACUAGCCAGGUCAGACAAUAUGCUAGCAGCUACCAGAGAGCGGCGUGGGGUAAGAUUUUAUCAUGCUUACGAGAUGAAGGCAUUCACACAGGCGGGGGCUUUUCAAGCGGUGUUUCUAAGCCAGUUUUGAAGGAAAGGUUCAAGAGCUUUAAUGCUGCCUUCGAGGAGGUCCAGAAAGCACAAACAAGUUGGGUUAUCCAGGACGAUCAACUUCGUGAUGAGCUCCGCAUUGCCAUCUCGGAUAAGAUUCUUCCUGCUUAUCGUUCUUUCCUAGGUCGAUAUGGACAUUACAUGGAGACCCAAAGACAUCCCGAGAGAUAUAUCAAGUAUACAUCCGAGCAUGUCGAAGAGUUCUUGAACAAUCUCUUUGAAAUUCAUUCGCCCUCUCUUUCUUCAAGAGAUCUUCGAAGGAGAAGUUCUCACCAUGGAUCUUCUCACCAUGGAGAGGCUUCUGGACGUACCCUAUGUUCCUCUUCGGAUGAAGCGAUCAUAAUGUAUUCAGCAGUGUGAUGACGAACAAUCUUCUGUCAUUUGAGGUGAUGUGCUCGGCAUAUGCAUUUGGAGAUAAUUGACCAUCUCUAGAUGGCUGUUGUAUGUUUGAUUGGGUUCAUAGUUGAUCUCUACGGGUUCGAUGGAGUUGCCCACGUACUAUUUUAGGUUUUAGCAGGGGUCGAGGAUAAAGCUGAUUCUUGUUUCCAAUCAGCAGAGGAUAUACAGGCAUGUUCCUCAGGGUUUGUCAAAUCUUAUGAGACUCAAUAGUGUUUUAUUAUGUCACCAUGCGCUUCCAGGAUGUGUUAUUCCAUGAAGCAGGUAAGUUUGUAAGUAGGACAAUUGUUUCCUUUUAACUUUUAUGUCCAUGCGUGUUGACUC
Molecule: messenger RNA, 3663 nt
Organism: Physcomitrium patens
Lineage: Eukaryota; Viridiplantae; Streptophyta; Bryopsida; Funariales; Funariaceae
Source: RefSeq, a predicted model, not a curated record